Messenger RNA from Linum tenue, 2218 nucleotides. The record is from the annotation of a GenBank genome assembly. NCBI's taxonomy places the organism in Eukaryota, Viridiplantae, Streptophyta, Magnoliopsida, Malpighiales, Linaceae.
GUACUCUUCACCCGUCGUCGUCGUCGUCUCUUUGUUAUGAUUUUGAAUUUCGCGAUCGUACCUUUGGUUUCUUAUCUCAUGAAUUCCACCCUGCUGAAACAUUCCGCACUGCGGUUCCGGGGAGAUCUCUUCGGAAUUUCGCGGCGCCCUGGUGCCAAGCGUUUAUAGAUCUAGGAAUAUUUCUCGACCGCUUUACUUGUGAUCUAGUGUGGAAAUUGUGUGGUGGUUGUCGCUCUUGUUUUUUGUUUCCCAGUUCUACGAUUGGUUUGUUGCUUGAGCCGUUGAAUUUCGUUUUCGAUGAGAUCGUGUCCCAACCUGUGUUCAAUUUGCGCACAACUUAGCUUAGUUUCUCGGGGGUACUGGAUUGUUUUGGAUAAUAUGACGCCUCUUUAACCUUCUGUGUGGUUAAGUUAUUCUCUGACCUUGCUCGCCCCGAUAUUCAAUUUGUCUCCUGAUGGCGUCUGGGGUGUGAGGGCGACGCGAAAUAAUUGAACUUUUUGUGAGUUUUGGGGACUUUGUACAGGAAUUAGUCUGAUAAGUAAAAUUAAAGUAGACAGCUUUGGAUUCGAAGCUACUCGGGCAUUUCACGAAUCAACCAAUUGUAUGAUCAAUAUUAGGAGGAAUGACUUGCUUUCCUGUCAGCAUAAUUGACUUACUUUGCUGUUAGCAUAAUUGUCAGAUUUUUGUGCUUCUAUUCUGAACUGGUUGGUUCUUCGUUUUGAUGGGUUUGCAUCCUUUAUCUGAACUCCGGAUCCUGGUGGUGCAGGGAUAUGCAGCAAGGGAGUUCGCCAAGCAAGGGGUCCAGCCUGGUGAAUUGGCCAUUAUCUCGAAGGAGGCGGUAGCACCUUAUGAACGUCCAGCUCUUAGCAAGGCAUAUCUCUUCCCUACCGGAACUGCACGGCUUCCUGGAUUUCACACGUGUGUUGGUAGCGGAGGGGAGAGAUUGCUCCCUGAGUGGUACACUGAGAAGGGUGAGGACCUAGAAAAACUCAGCUUCACAAGGAUCGAGUUGUUGCUUAACACAGAAAUAGUUAAAGCAGAUGUUCCUUCAAAGACGCUCGUAAGCGCUGCUGGGGAAACCAUCAAGUACGAAAUAUUGAUCAUUGCAACUGGUUCAACUGUGCUACGAUUGACUGACUUCGGUGUAGAAGGAGCUGAUGCCAAAAACAUUUUUUACUUGAGGGAGAUCGAUGAUGCUGAUAAGCUCGUCGAAGCAAUCAAAGCAAAGCCAAAUGGGAAAGCUGUCAUUGUUGGAGGAGGAUACAUUGGUCUUGAGCUUAGUGCAGCUUUGAAGAUCAACAACAUUGAGGUCACCAUGGUCUAUCCUGAACCCUGGUGCAUGCCUCGGCUUUUCACAGCUGGAAUAGCUGCAUUCUAUGAAGUCUACUAUUCUAACAAGGGGAUCAACAUCAUCAAGGGAACAGUCGCAUCUGGAUUCACUUCCGACUCAAAUGGAGAGGUGAAGGAAGUUAAAUUGAAGGAUGGCAGGGUGUUGGAGGCCGACAUUGUUGUUGUUGGCGUUGGGGGGAGACCACUCACAGCCUUGUUCAAGGGGCAGGUCGACGAGGAGAAGGGCGGAAUUAAGACCGAUGGAUUCUUCAAAACAAGCGUCCCUGACGUGUAUGCUGUGGGUGAUGUUGCUACUUUCCCAAUGAAGAUCUACAACGAGAUCAGGCGAGUUGAACACGUCGAUCAUGCUCGUAAAUCAGCUGAACAGGCUGUCAAGGCCAUAAUGUCAACCGAGAACAUUGAAGAAUACGAUUAUCUCCCCUACUUCUACUCGCGCGCCUUCGACCUCUCAUGGCAGUUCUACGGUGACAACGUCGGUGAAACCGUGCUUUUCGGCAACGACGACCCCAAGGCAGAGAACCCCAAGUUCGGCACAUACUGGAUCAAAGACGGGAAGAUCAUUGGAGCCUUCCUGGAAGGCGGUUCCCCCGACGAAAACAAGGCCAUUGCUAAAGUCGCCAGGGUUCAACCACCAGUUGAGAGCCUCGAUUCGCUGUCCACGGAAGGCAUUGCCUUCGCCUGCAAGAUUUGAGAGGCUGCUUCUCUUUGCAUUAUCAACAGACCGUCCUGUAUUCCCAAAUAGCUUGUCGAUUGUUUCCGAGAUCACUUCUGGGUUUCGUUUCUUCCGUUGUAUUUGUUGACAGAUAGUAUGGAGAUAUGUAUGUUCAUCUGAUUAAAGUACUGGUUUUUGCUUCAAUAAACAGGGGAA